CGUUUUAGCCAUUUUAACAGUGGUAUCGUUCGGCCUUGGUAAUAUUUCCCUCAGUUACAUCAACUUUCCGACCAUGGUCCUUUACAAGAGUAUGAAUCUGGUUCCGGUGCUGAUUGGAGACGUUUUAUUAUAUGGGAAAAGAAAAGAUGUCAACGAGGUGGUAUCUGCUAUAAUCUUAACUGUGGGUGUUGUGGGAUUUACACUAGCGGAUCCCGAGGUACCCUCUACCUUCACUACAUACGGUGUGCUGGCCAUGAUGUUAGUGAUUUGUGCAGAUAUAGGUAUAGGAAAUGUGCAACGGAGGACGUUAGAGCAGAGCAGGUACAGCAACUCCGACAUUAUGUUUUAUUCCAAUUCCAUCGGGUUUCUCGUUCUUUUGGUUGCUCUGGUACUUUCGCAAACCUUCGAACCAGCCUUCACUUUUUGCAAUAAACACGCGAUGGAGACAUAUGGUUACACUGCAUUAUCCUCACUGUUUGGUUUCCUUGGGACAAACGUUGUACAGACCAUGGUGAGAGCUCACGGUUCUUUAAUUGGUAUGACAGAUACUUGA
Pecten maximus is the source of this 553-nucleotide messenger RNA. RefSeq names its product adenosine 3'-phospho 5'-phosphosulfate transporter 2-like. Lineage: Eukaryota; Metazoa; Mollusca; Bivalvia; Pectinida; Pectinidae. The coding region runs from base 74 to 553 and encodes 159 amino acids. Gene Ontology annotation, cellular component: endoplasmic reticulum membrane; Golgi membrane. Gene Ontology annotation, molecular function: 3'-phosphoadenosine 5'-phosphosulfate transmembrane transporter activity. The record is from RefSeq and is a predicted model, not a curated record. Gene Ontology annotation, biological process: transmembrane transport. The transcript has 6 exons.